Fonticula alba is the source of this 1797-nucleotide messenger RNA. RefSeq lists its product as hypothetical. Bases 164 to 1120 code for a protein of 318 amino acids. The record is from RefSeq and is a predicted model, not a curated record. The transcript has a single exon. NCBI's taxonomy places the organism in Eukaryota, Rotosphaerida, Fonticulaceae.
UGAGGGACCGACACCACCUGCCGGAGUGAAUGCUGAGGCAUUAUCACCCCUUCGCACGGGGUGUGUGCGUGUAUAUGCGUAUACAUAUGUGUGUACAUGGGUGUGCACACGGGCGUACGUGGGUGUACGUGGGUGUACGUGGAUAUAAUAUAUACAUAAUAACAUGUGCAUGGCUAUACACAUAACCCAUAACAAGGAGCAGCCCACCUUUUGUCCGGCAAAAGCCCCAGGUUGCAAGCAUGCCCAGCCGCCAGACUCACACAAGUGCAGGGCGCCGCGUCAGGAGAUUUCGACCAACAACAUCCCCAGGGAACCGGGCGGCCGGCAGAUCCGCCCGGAAGGGCAAGCCGCGCGCGCUCCGAUCAGCGGAGGUAAAUCCCGACCGUUGGCAGUUGAUUUUCACACCGGUCGUCCCCCUCCUCAUGCGCUCAGGGCGGCGGAGGUGGCCGAAGUGCGCCCCCUCGAUGAAUGUCCCACCAGCCCCAGGGACAAAGAGCCUGCGCCCACGCGUGCCGGAAUUCAUCGUUCCUGCCCGUUAUGGCAACGAUCCUUCAGGGGUGCUAUUGUUUGGGCGAAUGCCCGUCUGCCCGCUGGCGGUGGGGAAUUGGCCUGCCCCGGGGCGGCCCCCUGGCCGGGCCUCCCCCGGCCUCUGGCGUGCUUGGAUGUCCCCCGGCAUAUCCGGUCGAUCACCCAUGCCGAGCGCCUCGAGGCGCUCAGCUCAGGCUCGCCAUUCGAUCGGACCCACAUUGAGGCGAUCGGGUGCCAGGGCGCCGCGUCAGCCUCCCUGAUGCCCGGCGACUUUUCGGUCGGCGCCUCGUGGGUGUCGCCCGAGGGCCCCGAUCGCGCGGCCCGCUUGGCCGGCCCCGGCGGCGGUGGGGUUCAUGGACCAAGGCGGAGCCUCUUGCCGGGUGCCCCGGAGGGCCAGCAAGCCGGAGCCACGCGCACCGCUCGAAUGUCCGCCGGUCCCGCCUCGAGACUCGGGGCCACGGUUGUGGCGCGCCUCCUGGCGGUGGUGAGUCGCCUCCCCUGGCAGACCCGCGGCCGGGCGCGCGACCUUUCGGAUGCUGGCCGAUCUUCGGAGCGAGCCACGCGUGCCGCUGUUUGGGUUCCCGAUGGCUGACAUCCUGUUUCUUUUUUCACGCGCGCGGAGUGCCCUCGGAGUGGUGCGCGAGGUGCAGCCUCACGGCUUUGGGGCUCUAUCUGCGUGUGGCCUGGAGCAUGCGCUCGUAUCUGGCGUGGUCCACAGCCCCGAGGCAUAAAAUGUUGUGGUGCUGCAGGGGGGGGGGGUGCUACAGCGUUCGUGUCCAGAAGGCGAGAGGGUGCCCCCAUCGGAGAGGCAGGGAGGACAGGCACAUCGGCGUCGGCCAUGCCCGAGCCCGUUUGCCCGGCUGCCGGCGACCGCUGGUCGUGAGCAGGAUGGAAUUCCCGACAUCUCCGCCCGCCCCAGGGCGAAUCCCUGCCCACAAAAACCCACCAGGUCGAUGGCAACCGCCGGGGCACUUGGUAUUGGUAGCUUGCCGGCUAUGGGAGGGGCCGGAGCUCCGCGGAUCGUGUGCGCCUUCCUUGCCAGGCAUUGGUGGGCCGGCGGAUGGACAGGAACAGCGGCGAGCCCAGCGGACCCGGGAGAGAGGCCGAGUGGGGGCGAGCGAAGGCGCGAGACGGGGAAUGUGCAAGGGAGAGCCCGAAGACGGGAGGAGCUCAAAAGAGGGAGGAAACAGACGACCGCCAUACAUGCAGGUGGUGGGGGGCAAAAGCCGGGCGAAAGAGAGGGUGGUGCUGGAGGAAGAGCCAUUCCCG